This is a messenger RNA of Sinocyclocheilus grahami, 2486 nucleotides long. RefSeq names its product GTP-binding protein 8-like. The transcript is spliced from 6 exons. Gene Ontology annotation, cellular component: mitochondrion. The record is from RefSeq and is a predicted model, not a curated record. The coding region runs from base 535 to 1389 and encodes 284 amino acids. Gene Ontology annotation, molecular function: GTP binding. Lineage: Eukaryota; Metazoa; Chordata; Actinopteri; Cypriniformes; Cyprinidae.
GAUGUAACAUGCGUAACUGCACGGUUUAGCCUCAAUAAAUCGCAUUUUUUGCAUUCUCCUUAAACAGUAGGUGUCAUAAACAUUAUUUCACUGAUGUAAUAGUAUUUAUGAAUGUGCUUUUGAGCGAACAGGUGCAUUUUGGGCUGUAAAGAAACUUUAAAUCGAAUGAAUUUAAGACCUUGAGAUGACAUCCGGCUUGCAAUAAGACGUUAGAUGUGUGUUUCACUGUUGUGUAUUAUGAUUACAGCUUCUUAAAACUUGUCAGAAUGCAUAUGUCUAUUUGUAAAAUGAUUUAAAUGCUGACUGAUUGGCUUCGGUAUGUGUAAAGACUCCCAACACAGGAUCCAAGUGGAUAGACAUGAACCAUUUUAUUCGAUUCAGUAAAUCUUAGUGGAAAGAUUAACAUUUCAGAAACCAUCAAGCAAGCGAACUCAACAUCCCAAUGACUGCAUGACUAAUGCAUGAAUCAGUCAGUGUAUCCCAAAACUGACUUCAACAAGCAACAAUUGUCAUCCUGAAAGAAUUGCUCUAACAAUGCUGAGGACAAAGGCAUUGCCUCUACUACAGACACAUAUAGCAGGUUUGGUGGCUCAGAGAGUUCAUCAGCUGGCCUCCAUCAAACAUAUGUGUGGGCUCCCUGAGAAGAGGCGUCAGGCGCUUCUGUACCCCUUUAACAGUCUGGAGGAGCACCUGUCCUCACAGGUCAGUCAGGAAGAAUUCAAGAUCUUUUAUCCCAGCUUGGAGGAACUCCGUCAGGCAGAGACACUGUUCACUCCCUCCUCUAAACAUAGUAUCGACUACUCUACUUCUGCGGUCCGGUUUGACCAUGUACCUCUUCUUAAACAGCCAGAGGUGUGUUUUAUGGGCAGAAGUAAUGUGGGGAAAUCUUCUCUCAUCCGUGCCUUGUUCUCUCUUGCGCCGGAGGUAGAUGUGCGGGUCUCUAAAACUCCGGGCCACACCAAAAAGCUGAAUUUCUUCACUGUGGGAAAGGCCUUUACGCUUGUAGACAUGCCGGGGUAUGGAUACAAUGCCCCACGGGACUUUGUAGAGAUGGUUGAACCGUACCUUCUAGAUCGUCAGAAUCUGGUGAGGACGUUCUUGCUGGUGGAUGGAGGUGCAGGUCUGCAGAAGGCAGAUUUAGUUGCUGUGGAGAUGUGUGAGGAGUUCAAUUUACCUUAUGUGCUGGUGGUAACUAAAAUAGACAGAACCCGACAGGGUACUUUGUUGGCUCUUACUCUACAGCUUCGGGACUUUAUUAAAAAUCAAACCAGCACGUGUUUCCCACAGCCAUUUCUAGUAAGUUCAGUCCAGUUCUCUGGGAUUUAUCUGCUCAGGUGUUUCAUAACACAUGUAACAGGAAAUCUACAGCUCAAUGCUAAACAGUCGUGAGUGUACUGCACUGCCUUUCCACACGUCACAAAGACAAACCUGAGGUCUGGACCCAAUGUCAUAAAACCAAUUUGAAAAUGACUGAUUUAAACCAUUUAAUUAUUGAAUCUAUGUAUUUAUUAUUUUCAAAUGCAGAGGCUGGUAUCACAAUAUUACUGGUUUCAGGAUUCAUGCAGCUCUGUAUAAACUCCCUGAAUGAUCCAGGAAUCAAGUGUAUGAUUUAACAACAUUUAUAUUUUAGUGAGAUCUUAGGGUAUUCCACAAAUGCACAUCCCUGUCUGUUGCUGUAUAGUCAAGUGCAAUAUUUGUUCUUCUAAAUAAAAUGACAGAAAGUGUUGCUCUGAAUGUUUACGAGUGACUGUUCAACUUUAAAUCUUGCUUUUACUUUUGGAGAUGAAACCAAAAUGUACCCGCAUGAUAUGAUCAGUUUCAGAUUACAGUGAAUGGAUAACAAAAAGACUUCUUACUCUUGAAUUUGAUCUCUUGGGUCAUUUCUUCUCCCUGGUUUGUUGUAAACUUGGUGUGCUAUGGUCUAUGUUACACACUUUUCGGACAUUACUCUUCCUAAAUUAAUUGUGGUAAGGAGGGUUUUGUCAUUUCACCCGAGGUUAACAUUCUUAUUGCGUAUUACAAGGUCAUUUUCAUUGACUGAGUAAAGCAUAUUACUGUUUUUUCAGUUGCAGUUGCUUAGACACUAAAAUCCAUUCAAUUUGCCAAGUAUUUUAACCCAAUACCAAAACUACAUAUUCAGGAACUGUUUAUUAUUACUUCUUUCUUUUCAAAUAAUGGGAUUUGAAUUAAUUUUUUAACUUUUAGAAUUCAGAGUUCAAAAUGUUUAGAAGUUUCAUUAAUCUCUUAGUGUAAUAACUGCUUGGUAUGUAACCCCACAAAAGGCACGCAAAGACUGGAAUAGAGCUUCAUAAAUACAUAGUAUUUAGCAAUUAAAAGGGACCUUCAGCUGAAAGAGCCUUAAACAAGCUAAUUUUUUAUGUUUUUAUUUUUUUACAUACCCUGUGAGAGCUGUAUAUACCAAUUCCAUCAAUGUACUUUGCACCUAAGUGUCCUUACAGAUGUUAUACUGUUUAUGUAGUUAUAUA